This is a messenger RNA of Drosophila santomea, 1286 nucleotides long. RefSeq names its product adenylate kinase isoenzyme 1 (gene Ak1). Gene Ontology annotation, cellular component: cytosol; cytoplasm. Gene Ontology annotation, molecular function: AMP kinase activity; ATP binding. Bases 376 to 1062 code for a protein of 228 amino acids. Lineage: Eukaryota; Metazoa; Arthropoda; Insecta; Diptera; Drosophilidae. The transcript is spliced from 5 exons. The record is from RefSeq and is a predicted model, not a curated record. Gene Ontology annotation, biological process: ATP metabolic process; nucleoside triphosphate biosynthetic process.
AAAGUUCGGGUUACAGGCGGAACGGCCAAAACAAAAGCACUCGUAGUCGAAGAGCUUUGGAGCAAAGCUCGCGUGUCUAUGCGCAGUGAAACCGUUAGCCGAAUCGGAUCGAAUCGAAACGAAACGAAUCGGAAUCACUCACUCAGUCACUCUCAACUCACGCAGCACAAAGGGUGGGUGGCUAAUCGUCGAGCGGAGCAGUCGAAGAAUCUGGGCGAGAAUCGACCGACCAAGUGGCGCUAAGGAAAGGCUACCAAGGCUAAGAAGGCUAGGAAGGCUAGUAAGGCAUCCGGCUACCAAACCACCGAAUUUCUCGCGAUUUCUUCAGCCAAAGGCCCGCAGCAGCGACGUGUAUAUCUAGUAUACAUCAUCAUCAUGUUAUUUAUGUGUCACCAAAAGGUUAUGAAGAAGGAGGCCGAGGAGAAGCUCAAAGCUGAGGAGCUCCGUAGGGCACGAGCCGCUGCUGAAAUCCCCAUCAUCUGGAUCUUGGGCGGACCCGGGUGCGGCAAGGGCACUCAGUGCGCCAAAAUCGUGGAAAAAUACGGAUUCACACAUCUGAGCAGCGGCGAUUUGCUGCGCAAUGAGGUGGCUUCUGGAUCGGACAAGGGUCGUCAGCUGCAGGCGGUCAUGGCCAGCGGUGGCCUGGUGUCCAACGACGAGGUGCUGUCCCUGCUGAACGACGCCAUCACGCGUGCCAAGGGCAGCUCGAAGGGAUUCCUCAUCGAUGGAUAUCCGCGUGAGAAGAACCAGGGCAUUGAGUUCGAGCUGCGCGUUGCUCCCGCCGAUCUGGCGCUGUACUUCGAGUGCUCCGAGGACACGAUGGUGCAGCGCAUCAUGGCACGUGCCGCUGCUUCGUCUGUGAAACGGGACGAUGACAACGAGAAGACCAUUAGGGCGCGCCUCCUGACCUUCAGGCAGAACACCAAUGCUAUCCUGGAAUGCUACGAGCCCAAGACCCUGACGAUCAAUGCCGAGCGUGACGUGGACGACAUCUUUCUGGAAGUCGUCCAGGCCAUUGACUGUGUGCUGAAGAAGAAGCAGCAGAACGCCGCCCAGUGCUAGUGGAAUGCUCAUCCACUUGGAAACCGGUACCAAAGUCAACAUUUUUAGUGCACUUUUUAGCGCGAAUCACACAAUCUCAGAGCUGAGCACAAAUGAAAGCGAAACACCAAAUAAAUUAGUCUAAAUCUAUAUUAUGUUACCCAUAUUUAAUGGCAUUACUCUUCAAUCCAUUGCAAGCAAUAAUUGAUCUAGUGCUUUAAAUAAAUUUACACAUACAAAUGGAA